AUGACUACGUCGGCGGCGGCGACGACGGACUUUCCCACCAUUAUCGAACUGAACGUCGGCGGCGUGUUCUACACGACGUCGCUAAAGACGAUCUGCAACGACCCGGACUCGCUGCUGUGCCACAUGUUCACGGGAAAGGCGAAGCGUCCUCUGCGCGACGGCAAGGGCAAGUAUUUCAUCGACCGCGACGGGGUGCUCUUCCGCUACGUUCUCGACUACAUACGAAACCAGCGACUCGUUCUACCGGAGAACUUUCACGAGAAAGAAAGACUCCGUAGCGAAGCAGAGAGCUUCAAACUUGAUUCGAUGGUAGCGAGCAUCGAGAAGGCAGUCAUCUCCCACACGCACCAGGGCGUCUCCUCAUCCUCAUCCUCUUCCGCCGCUCCGUCGACGACGACGUCGCGGUGCGGGUACAUCACCGUCGGCUACCGCGGCACGUUCGCGUUCGGUCGCGACGGCCUCGCCGACGUCAAAUUCCGCAAGCUCUCGCGAAUUCUCGUCUGCGGACGAGUGUCGCUGUGUCGGGCCGUGUUCGUCGACACGCUGAACGAGAGCCGAGACCCGGACCGCGGCAGCGACGACCGCUACACGUCGCGUUUCUUUCUCAAGCACAACUUCCUCGAGCAGGCUUUCGACAAUCUGUCCGACGCUGGGUUCACGUUGCUGACGGCCUGCGCGAGCGGCACGAGUAGCGGACUGCAGCAGCCGGACGUCGGUAAGAACCAGGCGGUGGUGCAGUUCGACUCGGAGGAGAACAAGUGGAACCACUACAACGAAUUCAUCUUCUAUCGGCCCUGA
Messenger RNA from Priapulus caudatus, 798 nucleotides. Its product is annotated as BTB/POZ domain-containing protein KCTD12-like. Bases 1 to 798 code for a protein of 265 amino acids. The record is from RefSeq and is a predicted model, not a curated record. NCBI's taxonomy places the organism in Eukaryota, Metazoa, Priapulida, Priapulimorpha, Priapulimorphida, Priapulidae. Gene Ontology annotation, biological process: protein homooligomerization. The transcript has a single exon.